Messenger RNA from Spirometra erinaceieuropaei, 31697 nucleotides. The record is from the annotation of a GenBank genome assembly. Lineage: Eukaryota; Metazoa; Platyhelminthes; Cestoda; Diphyllobothriidea; Diphyllobothriidae.
AUGCGGCUUCUUAAGCCUCACUGGGUGACGCAUGGUAAAACUUCAAAAACUGGCCCAUUCUGUGAGUGAAAUACCGGUCUUUUUGCGUUAACUUGGCCAACCUUAAACCCGCAUUAAUAGUCCUUUCUCCCAAACAAUUUAGUGCGUCCAAUCUACACCCUCGAUAUUCACCCAGAUGGAAAGCGGCUUGCUACUGGCGGUCUGACGGACGGUGGCGGACUGAUAAUUCUGUGGGACAUGUCGCUGAUACGGGAUCCUAGUCUCGAAAAAUCCUCAACAUGUCAAAGACUCUUCCAAAUGGAUAAUCAUCAGGGUACCGCCUGAAAAAAUAAUUCAGCCUAUGCACAUCUGCCAAUUGCUGCUGUUUUUUAUCGACAUUUUGUUCCAAGUAUGCCGCAAAAGCCGGGUUUUGCAGUCCUCUGGAUUAAUGUGCCACUUCCUUUGCCCCCCUCAUUGUUGUUUUCCACCGUGUCGACGCGAUGUUUUAUUACUACUUUUCGUUUCGAGCUCUGAGAGGUAUCCAGUCAGGAGAUGCUUGCACUGAUUUAACCCAGCAAAGUCAGUUAAACGCAACAGAUUGCAAAAGGUUGUUCUUGUAUAUGACCACAGUUUGUAGAGGAUGUAUCUGAGGUCUUUUCUUCUUUUAACUUAUGAUUUAUUAACCGCACAUAAUUGUGAGCUGUCAUGUAUUCAUCGGAUUUAGAACUGAUUUUACAUUCUGCUUGCAUUUUAGCAUGUGUAAAUUGCGUCCGUUGGUCUCCCACUGGUCGGUGGCUAGCUUCUGGUGGCAUGGACCGUGUCGUCAUGGUCUGGGUCAAAACUUCGUAUGUGUCUUUGUUACUCCUGUUGCCUUUUAGUGUUGAAAACUAUGUGGAAAUGUACAUGUAUUAUGAUAGAGUUGCGCUCACCAAUCAGGUUACGGAAUGUGCUCAUCCUGUUGUCCGUUCGGGGAUAAAACUCGACUUCUAUCAGGCAGUCAGAUGGCGACUAGUUGUAUGCGUAGAUAAGGUGGAGCGACAAAGACAUGGGAGACUGGAACGACCAUUUCCAGCUUGUUAGCCGUCAUCAGUCAGUCGUACCCAGUCUCCGGUGCGGAUCACCUGGGAUUCGAACCCGGGGCCUUUAGUUCCUGAUUUGAACGCGUUAUCACUGAGCCACGGGCCUGUUGUCCUGUCUUUUGUAGUCGCGAAUAUGUAUUAUGGUAGAGGGGUGCUCACCGAUCAGUUUGAGGGACGUACUCGCUCCAUUGUACCAUCUUACAUACAUGCGUGUUUAGCUUCGUAGAAGGCUUUGCCGAAUGUCGAAAUUCACCGUAAUUGCACUGCUUCACACAGCCUCAUCUUCGCUGUCCGCCAAAAGGGGAAUAAAAGGGUUAAAGCUGGUCUGUUUUCUGCGCUUAGUCGGUGCUACAUUUAAACACAAAUCUGGUCGGUUUUUUUAACAAGUCCUUCUGUACACGAACUGCCCCCCAUGGUGUUCGUGAAACCGUGCGUGUUUAAGUGCAGAAGAGGAUAUGAACCAACACAACACAUGAAUAUGCAGAGUAGCAUUGCCGACAAGGACAGUGGAGGCGGGAAUGUCGAUUUCCACCUUAUUAACCGUCAUCAGCCAGCCACACCCAAUCACUGGUUUUCGCAACCUCUGAGACCCGAACCCGCGGCCUGUUGACGCAACGGGACGAAUGUGUCCUGUAGUGCAAUCGGUGAGCUUCCCUCUACCGUUGUUUUUAAGCCUGAUCGCAACCGACAGGACAGCGAGCCCAUGGCUCAAGGGUUAAGACAUUGCGCUUUCAACCAGCAGAUUAUGGGUUCGAGCCUCAGGGAUUGGACAGGCUUGCAAUUGGUUAUGGCUGACUGGUGUCAACAUAUAAGCCAGAAAUGGCUAUUUCAGUCCCUCUUGUCCUUGUCGGUAAUGUUAUUGUGCGUCUAAUGCUAACUGCUGAGCAGUUGCCGGUGCGGUUAAAGGUUUAACCCCAAGGCACAGCGAGCGAGCGUGUUCUGUAACGCGGUCGGCGAGCUCCCUUCCACCAUAUGGUUAUGCAGCUUUAUGGAGACAUAUCUUCAUAGGCCUUAGUUAGAAAACUUAGCAAUCAGGUUGAAACCCCAGUUCUGUUUUGAAAUACACAAAUGUUGGCAAACUUGCGAAAGUAGUUUUUAUUUUCUAAGGAUGACGUGGUUGUAAAAUGGGUAUCUUUGACGAGUUUUGUACGUCCCUCCUAUGAAAUGUGAUGGCCUUUAUACAGGUAUUCCAAAUCGAUUUUAAAAUGGACGUCACUGAUAUGGUGCCUUUCAGACUGUAAUUUACAUUAAUCAGUGGAUAGUAGUCCAGUCGACAACCACCUCACCACUGUGUAGCAAUCUACUUAGAACUAUUUUCUGUGAUAAUAGUAAUAGCUGAAACUCUGAAAAUAAUAAUAAUAAUAAUAAUAAUAAUAAUAAUAAUAAUAAUAACUAGUCUUGAUACCACGCUGAAGUACUCGUCUCUACUUGGAAGCGCAUGAAGACAUUUUGGUCAUUGUUUCGUAAACUUCAGUGCCUACGGUAGAAAUAUAACCAGGGCUGCUUUCACUAAUGUGAGACGGAUUUUGCCAUUUUAUUUAAUUCACUAUUUGACCGAACGAGCACUCGGUAUGCUAAGCUGAAAAUGCUCCUCAGUAUUUGCUUUGUGUAAACAUACUAAGGCUGAUCGGUAGGACGCAAUCCAGCCAACAACUUUCACAAGUUUUCUCUUCGAUCCGUUUAAGUUAUGGGGACCGACAACUGCAUACUUCGACUUAUACUGCGUGCAUAUCAAAUAUGCCACAUGCAUAUCCGGGCAAACUACUUAUAAGAGUAAAUAAAAAUUAUUAACAAAACCACUGUUAUUGCCAGUUGUGUCACAAAAUACCCCGUCAAUUAUGGAACACUUGCACGGGUUACAUACAGUCUGUUGAGAGGAUGUUGAUAAAUCAGACGACUCCAAAUAACAUUCUUCCUGAGCGAAGUUUUUGCGGUUCUCGAUACUCCUUUGCGGAGAAAAUUAUUCAGAGUGGUUAGUAAAUAAAACUUCCUAUUCUGUAACAUAUUUUUCAUCAGCAUUUCUGACGUCAGUAAGGGUAAAUAGCUUGUCAAAAUUUAAAUCGCGACCGGUUUCAUACAGUUUGAUGAGUAAAGUGUAUCAAUCUGUUAGCUUGUUUUUAGCUAAAUAUCUAAACCAGCUGCCCAAUAUCCGUCGCGUGACACGAGUAUAUUAUUUAUGAACAGAAGGCGGUCGCGUUCUCGUUAACAAACUUACUAACACGAUUUACAGGACUAUUCAUAAUGUGCUUUUUCCUUAAUUUGUUCGACCGAUGUACAGAUGCCUGCUGUCUUCGUGACGCCAAGUCACACUAGCCUGGUAAAAGAUACUGUUGAAAUACUUGGCGUCAGUCUUGUUUGCCAUCUUACGGUUUUAUCGUGAAAACAUCGAGACAUUUUUUUCGGAAUCCCUUAAGGAAUAAGGCGACUACGAACCAGCUCCCGUUGCAUUGUUUUUUUGGAGUUGGGGUGGGUUGCAUUGGGUCAUAUUCGUUGUCUUGAUGACGGAAAUUCUCGUGACUAUGGCCUUACAAUAACAUUAUUAAUUCAUGGUUUUUCGUUCAUACGUCAGACGUACACUUAAGUUCCCUGAAAAAUUACCGGUUUUGCGUUCGCAAUUCAUACCUGAAAAUAUUCCUAGAUCAAAAAUACCUCAAUCUGUAGCCAAAAGGAAGUUUACAGUUGAGCAAUUUGGGGAUUCUUGUCUGACACGUCUGAUAUGAUUGUCAUGAGACUAGCGAGAACACCCCAUCUCUUCAUCUUAACCGUUCUAGCACACUUGCAUGUGGCCAAUAGUCAAAGGGUGCGGCACCCACAGCUUGAGCCACUUAUUCAAAUUUGGGCAAAAUUUAUACUAAUAUCUGGCAUUCUUUAUUUAGCGCGGGUGCCCGAGCCAGUGCUAUCUUCGGGGCUACUGAAAAGAUGAAGUUUACGGAACACUGGCGGUGUGCGACAGUCCUGCGUCAUCACACCGGAGGUACUUCUUUUCCCUGCUACUCUUUUCGCAUUGGUUAUGAUGCUACUAUUUUCGUCCUUUGGAGAAUUCCCAUUUUGCGCCACUUUUAUGAUUAGACUGUCUCGAUCAAUAGUAUUUCAACCUUGCACACCAUCCCGUCUCGUCUCUCCAGUAUCGUUUAGUGCACAUUAAACAUGGCUUAGGGUGGUGGAAUAAGUCAUACAAAACUCCCCAGGUCACUUGCGAUAUGAUGUUUAGACUAUUCCGGACAGACCACCAUUGCUGGUAGCAUUCAGCCCGGUAUUACAUCAUGCGUUUGGCGAAAAAAUCUAUAAUCUUAGUGCAGUCUUUCAGGCCGAAAAUUCGGCCGUCCAUCUUCAAAAGCUGGUGAGUCCUGUGUGCAGCUCGCAUGCCUCAUCAAUCUCGUUACUUAUAUUGACAAUGCCGAAUUCGUUACUUGAAACAGUAGACCAUAAAUGUACUUCUAAUGCCGAAAGCACCUUCGUGUCCUUAUAAAAUACCUCGGAAUCUUAUUUGAACUAUUGUCUAUUACUAGUUAGCCUACUUUUGUAAAUUUCAAUCUCCUUUUAUGCCAUCCGAACAUCUUAACUUCACACCCUGGAAACUUAUGUUUCUGGGUGUUCAUGGACACCUUAAUACCACGCACGUCUUACUUGGUUGCAUUAUCCUGAUUACCUAUGUGAAAUUUUAAAGUCUUGUGUCGAUCUGACCCUGACCGCCCCAGACUAUAGAUGAGAAGAGGUGCAGGAGUUCGGUUCCGCUGAUGGCAGACUUAUGCCUCAGUCGCCGCGCCGCAAGACGUAUGCACAUUUUAUUCUUAUCUGACUCCUGUCUUGUGUUUCAGACAUAAUCGACAUAGCCUGGGCCCAGGAUGGCCUCCGUUUGGCCUCCUGCAGUGUAGACAACACAGUCGUAAUCUGGGGCCCAUCUCAGGGCACUCCCAGUACGGCCUCAGCAUCGCCCUUCCAGUGCAUCGCCACGCUUCGUGGCCACGGCGGACCAGUCAAGGGUGUCGCCUGGGAUCCCGCCGGCCGGUACUUGGCCACCCAAGCUGAAGGCCUCGGUGUCCGCGUCUGGCGUGUAUCCGAUUGGCAGGAGGAGUCGAAGAUCAGCAAGCCGUUUGUCAAGGUAACAACUUACGCUCUGCAUUGUCAAAGCACAUCGUUUUGAUGUGCUGUGAAAUCCCUUCCUACAGCUGUCAUAGACGAAAUAAGGACCCGAGGAUUGUCAAUCAUUGCCCGUUUAUGCUGAAUUAGGAGCUAGGGGUAUAUAUUUCAGCUAGCACUUUCGAAUCAAUGAUUUCUUUUAUUUUUCUAGCAGAUUGUCGUUUAUUGAAUUUCCGGCUCUGUGGGCAGUGUUGAAACGUCACCCGAGCCAAGCGACUUGUCGCUGCAUCGGUCUACAAGAAUGGCCACUGUUUGCCUCGCGUCGAAUAAGGUAGAUUCCUGUUCAAACCCAUCAUCAAAGACAAAAAGCAGGCACGCAUCUGCCUUUGUCUCGAUGAUGGGUUCGGGCAGGGAUCCGAAACGUCAGUGGACUACUUUAUGACUAAAAGAAUGCUGAUGUCAUGUUUCCCAGUGGUGUUCUUUGUCUUCCCUUAUAAAUGCUCCUACGGAGUGUUUGAAUCAAGUUAGUGCACGUAUUGGUGCUUCGCAUAAUGUAUCGCUUAAUAGAUGACUGAGGCAGAAAGAAAAAUUUAUGAGGCAUUUCCGUGGUUUAUUUCUAUAACGAGGUACGCUUUUUAAAACCCCAUUCCUCCAUCUAAAAUCCAGAAUCACAGAGUUGCUAGAGGUUGGGGGGCCACUCCCAAAAAGUGGCCGUCGCAACUGUUUUUGUUCGAGAAGAAAUUAUUUUGGUGUUGGGCAUGGGUGAAGGUCAGACUAAGACGUCUAAUUGGUGUGCUAGAGUAGGGUUGGAGAAAGUACUCCCUGUUCUGCUUGGGAAUCACCCCCCGCGACGGAAUUGCAUGGGUGAUUCCUGUACCACGACAACGCGCCUGCGCACAAGUCGGGUCUCGCGAUCAAUUUCUCGGUCAAUUUUGUCAAGCAUACGCCUCAUUCGUGCGACCUGUGCGGAAAGAGAGUUGGGACUUGAGUUCGACCGCUGUGAAUGGUGAUGUCCUUCGUGCCUCCUGCAGAAUGAGGCAGACCACACACACACUCUCUCCUCCCUCACCCACCUCACUCAGGAGGCUGACUCGGACGCAGUGGCUGACUAAGCUAGACAGCCCAUCUAUGCGUGUCACACACGACCUGGUUCCCACAUCAUCUGUCAGACUUUGGUGGGAAGGCUCAGAUCUCAUGUCAAUAAUAGUGCCAUAAAGACCACAUGAAGGAGGAGCCACUAAUCCCCACUCAGUCCUUCAGCCAGUCAUCCUACAUACGCACACAGUGCUGGCCGCGAGCAGCAACCUAGCGAGUUCUGCCCACAAAAGUGCAAAAGAUUACGCGAAAAACGAGUUGAGACGAACCAAUCGGCCCUAAAAGCCGUCCAAAUCUGGUUUUACACUCUCGAAAAAUGCAAUUGUGAGAACUGCUGGGUGUCUGAGUUCCUUGUUGUGAAAGUAAACUGGUAAUGUUGGAGGCCACAUCGCAGUUGAAUAAGAGGAUGAAGGUCCCUGAAAGGGACAUUUCAGACUUUCAUCUUCUAAAAACUAGAAGGCGCGCGACUUUUCUAUGCACGGUUAUGGACUCCUACCCUUCGAUGAAACGUUUAUUUACAAGUGAGUUAGAAACUGUCCUACUCCCCUAAGAACAUACCACAAAUAAAGCGGGCUGUUUCAAUGCCGUCUCGAAGGUAGUCCAUAUCCCACAUGGGUUUCUGAAGGUUCCAUUUAGAGUUAGAGACACCCAUGUGGCAUUAAACGUACUUUUCAAGGUAAUAUGUCUUUCUAACUGCCAAACAUUUUUCGGUAGCCUCAGUUUGCUUUUUGUUAGCCUGAGCAGUCGUUUCAUGUCAGGCUGUCCAGGUUUCAAUUCCGCCACCGUAUGGGGGGAAAACGAGGAAUAAAUUAGUGGGAAUACCAGAGUCAAUUAAUCAUCACUUUAUUUCCAGAACCUUCCCAUUAACUUUGGAAAAUUCCCCGACUUCGUGCCCCUUUCUUUUUUUGCUACCUCAUAGGCAUCUGAUCAGAGCCAGGUGACUCGACUGUCGUGGAGCCCAGAUGGGUCGGUAAUCGUUGCACCUCAUGCCAUUAACAAUCGAUUCCCCACCGCUCAGCUCAUCAAUCGUAAUCACUGGCAUCCAGGACUAGACCUGGUUGGACACGAAAAGCAUGUGGUUUGUGCGGUAAGUCCACUCCUCCUUUCUUCACGCGUCCAUUUGAAGGAAAGCUUGAGUUUGAACACAAGCUUGUGGUUUUUUUGUAAGCGUGAAUGCUGAUUUAAAUCUCGCUGAGGAAUCUCGCUUGUAAGCGGUCCCUUGGGUUUGGGUAGUGUAACCUUUCAGAAAUCAAGGGCUAAGCGUGUUAGGGUUAGCACGCAAGGCGUCGGGUUCACAGUACCGACGGCUAGGGCGGUUGAAGGGUAAAAGCCAGCAAUGCCUCCAAUCCGUUCUUCGUCGCAUAUUCCCUUGUUAAACAAGAUGACAUUGCCCAAGGACCAUAAAUAGCCUCUGAAUGGAGACCAUGUGUUCCCGUUUGUAGCUGGACCCUCAUACAUUAAUGAAGAAUGUCAUCGAAGAAACGUCAGUUCGCCAAGACCUGACUGCAUUAAAUAUUCGAACAAGCCGGUAAUGUUUGUCGUUAGAAGCCUGUUUGACAGAAGACAAGUUGGCUACACUUUUUAAGUUAGUUAACUCGUUUACUUCGUGCGCUGUACUCUGCUUCCAAGCAUUCGAUAAGUCCUGUUUGCCCUGUAUUCGGAGUUAUUUUGUAUCCAAAACUCCUGCGUCCUUGCACCUCCUCCCGUAAGCGCACUUUUUAGGAGCUCUUUACUCACAUUGGCUACUUGUUUUCAAUGAUGCAUUCUACUCUGGAAGAGACACUGUGUCCUAUGUUUAUUGUGCUACAUUUUUAGGUCGGCAUGUUUGAAGAUUCGACAGUAUCUCUAACGCAAACGUGCAUUUGCGUAGACAUUCAUGUUCAGUGUUCAUUUUUGAGAAUAUUACAUCUCAUCAUAAAAUUACGUACGUAAGCGUUCAAGUUUGAUCGCGGCAGUUCGUUUGUUGUUUUCAGAGCUGUAUAAAAAGAGGAAUUCCAGGGAAUUAGGACGUAUUGAAAGGGAAGGCGAUUUGUACGCUGAAAAGGAGUUUUGUACGCUCAAAACUUUUCACGUCUGGUUUGAAUUUCCUCUUUAGUUUUAAAGUUAGUCUGUAGCAUUCGUAGAACAAAGCGAAAAUGUAGAAAAGAAGAAUGAACUAAUUUUUCGGAGCACAAUUUAUAGGGUCUUCAAUAACAUGCUAUUUCCUGUCACUUGAGUAUCGUCCACUUUUUCAAAAACUGUCUUUCCUCAAAUCGGUCUUAGUGAAGGCUGAGCAGAUCGCUACAAGCUUAUGUACCACCAUGAGAACUGCUGCAGAACAUAUCAAUUAACAGAUUUAUUCCAUAUGCUAUUAACACAAAUCCACGAUUUCCCUUGGCUACUGCGGAAUGGAUACAUGCACUGCUUUUCUACCGACAAAUAACCUAGUGUUGUUUUUUCAUGCAGCGAUACAAUCCAAACCUUCUACGCAAAUCGACGACUACAGGCCAUUCGGUAUGUAUUUUAUCGUCUCCCCUUUUUGACUCUUACGCUUGCCCCACUAGCGCUGUGCUUUUAAAGGCCUUUAAAAGCGUUGACAUUCUUGCGGCCUACAGUCUAACCACUCAUCUUUUAUUCUUUCCCCACAGGUCAUGAUUUGCCUUGCUUUGGGCAGCAAGGACAGAUCUGUCUCAGUGUGGGUAAGUUGCAUCCCUCACUGCUGGAACGUUUGAUCCUUUUUUCUUGUGAUCUUUAGACCACCUCUCUCCCAUCACUUCUUUUCUUUUAGACAACUCUUGGUCGUCGUGCCUUUCUAGUGAUCCGCGAUCUGUUCACCAACUCCGUGAGCGAUCUCACCUGGUAGGUCAUUUAUUAUUUGUUACUUUUGUUGCCUCUGUCCUGCGUCCAAAAGUAGGAUGAUGGGAAAGAUGGCAGGUGCAAUGACGGUUUUCUAUUAGUUUGUACUAAGAGCGCGGCUUUGACCACCAAUUCAUACAUACUUGCCUGAGGGAAUACCGUGCUUAGUACUGUGCCCAAUCUGGUGAAAGUCUACGAUCCAUUGAGGACAUCGCUGACCCGCUGUAUGCAGACCAAGCGGAUGGCUGGUAGGAUUUGAGGCUAAACGUCACUGAGUCGUGUUGUGGGAACUAUCUUUUUGCCUAUGUGAAGUUGGGCGGUAUGAACCCAAUUUAAAUUGUGAGUGAUGUUGUACAGUCCGAGUUAUAGGCAUUCUGACAUCACCAGCUGAUCUACUGCAAUUCUUCACCAUAUCACCACCGCGUGUCACCUUUCCGUAUCGGCUUUCUGUCUUGUUCUGUGACCGGAAAUACAAAUAAAUUCAGUAGCACGCACGUGUCGUCAUUUUAGCAGGGACGCCUCUCUCACUGAUGUAUUAUAAUUAGAGUUACUUUGCUUUCAACGGCACCAGAGGCACUUUCUCUGCGUUCAGCACCGACCGUUCAUUUAAUUCAGCAUCUUUUCGAUAAUACAGUUUGGUUGCGUAUACUGAUGCAUUCGUUCUUGGCCUCUGUUUUGAAGGAGCUCUGAUGGAAAGGAAUUACUGGCCUGCUCUCUUGAUGGCUCCGUCUCUUACAUGGCCUUCACGUCAGAAGAGAUUGGGGAACCGUUACAGAUGUCAGAAGUGGUGAGUUUGUUCGCUACCGACACAAGAAAACAUCUUUUAUGGUAUUAAACAGCUUUUUCUAGGGUUGCAAUUACAGCUUCAAGUUCUAUUACGAAUUCUCCGUGAGUAGUAGUUUGGUCGAAGGGGUCUGCAGAGGUAUCUAAACACAGGCCUUCUAGAAAACUGUAUGCAAAGCGUGCCUCGCGGCACGAUUAUUUCUUUGGUUUUUUGCCCGAUGUCUUUUUCAUUGAAUAUAGUUGAGGACAUUCUCGGUUCCGCAGUAGUCAAGGCUAGUAACUCAUUUUCUACUCCAGUGAGAGUAUAAUAAUUUAAGUAGUACCUUAACUACGUCAUAUUUCUGCAGUGACAGAUAUUCCGGGAAGGUGUUAGAGACGUUUUAAAAAUCCAGACCUUCACUUGUAACUCUUUAGGAUGUUAAUAACAGCCCAUAAUCAGAGGGAAUGACUGAGUGAAGUGUGGUUUGCGCGUUGGAGGCCAGGGUUUGAAAGCCAACAAUCGAUGCUCCUACUCCGCGAAUGUAGACAGUGAGGAAAUGAGCCAUUGAGAGUCCGCUUGAAAAGUAGACGGCGUGCCUUCUUUAUAGCACAGUAAUUCGGUGUGGGACUGUUCGAUGGGAGGCCUUUCCAGGUUUACAUAACAUUUGAUGCGAUUUUCACGAUCCUGCAUUGAGAAACUCGCGAAUAUUUGACUUCGACUUGCCUAUGUCUCCAGUAGCAUCCAAUUAGAAGCGAUUACCAUCUUUAAGUGACUGUGUACUUAAAGUUUAUUAAAAGACACCUCGGCAACAACCCACCACGACUAUAUUUGUUUGAACUGUAAACAAAUGCAUAUCAAAAGGGAAUUGUUUACCUCUGGAAAAACUCUUGAGCCAUAAAGUUUCUAGGUAGGCAAUUCACUCAGAGGACCGCCCAACUACCCUCUACCUUUCCCCCAGAACGCAAAUUUAAAAUUUUUCCAAUUUCCACUGAAGUGUGGACUUUGCUUUACCCUUUCGUUUUCCGUCUGCCAUUAGGCUUAUACCUUUUCCAACAUCUAGGCCGACGUCCAACCGGCUGAACUUUGUGCCAGAUUCUUUGCGAGUGUCAAUUUGUAGAAAAUUGAAACAAGACUUUUGAAUGCUGAACUAAUCAUCCAACGUUACUUUGUAAGUGUUUACACACGUUCCAGCGCCUGUUCUGCAAAACGACGGCCAUAAAGGGCCCGGUACAAAGUUGAGGUAGUUUAAAGUAGGCCGAGAAUUUGGCAAAAAAUAUUGACAGAAUAUGGAAAACGAGGUCUUUGAGGGGUAAAAUAAAGUCUAACCCUCAGCGGUAGUUGGGAAAAUCUCAAACGUUUUGUUCUAGGCAAAGAUAGAAGUCAGAAGGGGCACGGACAUACCUAAGAACUAGAUUAUUUCCCAAAGAUGUUUUAUUCCAGAGACUUGUCCGUUUCCGUUCCCUUGAAGGCACGUAUACACCGAAAGACCUACGGUCAAAGCCUACUGGAUACCCUCUCCUCUGAUGGCUUGUCCGCCAACAGCACUUUGCCCCUAACAGGUGAGGGCCCGCAGGGUGUCACCAAAGUGGGUGUCACCGGUGUCGCCGGCGCUGCCUCUACACCUGUCCUCCUCGAGACUCCCGAGGCCUUGGCUUUACAGCGCUCUCAGGCCGAGUUGCGCGUGAAGCUGGACGGACUGAAAUCCUGCGAAGCGACCGCCAGCAGCAAUGGCUCCGCCGAGAAACCAGUUCAGGUGUGUGCGCGCGUCUCCUAGGGGGAUUGUACUGCGGGUGGACUGGACAAAAAUGGGCUGUUACCUUGGCCUAUGGCGUGGGUUUGUCGGGUUGCACAGCGUCUGCAUGAAUCCUUAGCCGCUGGCACACACUUCAGGCGAAGGCAGAUGUCACUUCUGCCACUGCGUUUACUCACGGCACCAGUCGGCUGACAGCUCGGGUGAGGCCACUUCUGGAGAGUGACGCAUCCUCAUGACAAACCAAAGCAUUCAUCAUUCUGAUACAUCUGACGUACUUGAGUCUAUUAGGACGUGCUGAAAGUUGUCGCUUGGGAGGUUUCCGGCUGACGAGUUAACUCGGUCCUCCUCUACAGCGAGGGCCAAACUGCAAUGGUCGGUCCUCACUAUGGCCUUUAUAGGGCAUCUUAGUUCUGUAAGAUUCAAGCCCGAGUGUGACUUGGGACAGACGGCGACUUCCUGCAGGCCAUUGCGACCAAUCUCAUUUCCACGCAGCCUGAUUCAGACAGCCCGCUGGUGUAUGGGAGAGGGAAAAGAUGGUCAUGUCGGUUCAGCUGAUAUCCAGGGCGCGGUUCCUCACUCUGAACAGUCAAAUGCACUCUAAAACCAUAAUGAGGUGCUACUAGUCUUGCGUUGGAAGGUGAAAAACUGUCGGGGCGAGUAGGCCCCACUCAGGACUGAGCGUCAGGCUGCCAUUAGUUUAGUCUGUAUGACGCUAACGUGUGUGAGGUGCGACAUACCUUUCUCCAUAGAAAUUGGUGCGUUUGGAGCUAGGACCAACUUGUGCAUCACAGGCAGAUUGGCCGUUUACAUGUUACACACUGCUCCUACGCACACCUCCGGUCGUUUGAACCCUGUCCUCCCAUUGGAACAUGGACGUGGAAAAAAAGUGAAGUAAUUUGGGUACAACGCGAUUUUACCUCGCCAUAAACAAAUUCACGCGCAAGUGACCGCUGCACCCUGUUCGGGACUGGUGGUCCUCAUCGGUCUAGAUCAUCUCUCACAUGUGGAAGAAUAUGCUGAUGUCGGUGCUCCUCAAUAACGCGCAGGCCAAUACUGCAUCCUCAGAUAGUCGAUGUCUUCGCAGUGUUCUAGGAGCGGUCUGUACGGAUAAACAAGCUAGUUAAAGUGUAAUCAGCACUUACGGAUAUACACAUAUAUGCGCAUGUAGAUGCGCCGUACAAUAGUUAAUGUAUUAAUGUACUACCGAAGAAAGUAGCUCGAUCCCAAUGCUCUGCAAAAACCAUGGUGAAUGUCAGUGGGUGUGCGCUGGGUUUCGUGAUAAUAAGACGAUGUCAUAAACAAACCUUACUUAAACGUUCACAGUAGUAUUAGAACCGUAAUGAAUUCGUUGCGUAUGUCUUCAAGACGACCGGUCGGGGUGGUCUUGUAGUGCGUACCGCCACACUGAUCCAGCCUCCUCUUAAAAGUCUCUACGGAUGUAAUCUAAACAACGUCCUCAGACAGAGCAUCAUGAGCGUAAACCACCACGUUGGAGGAAAAGAAUUUCCGUAUGCCCAACCUGGCCCCAGUCACACGUAGUCUGGCUGGAUGACCUCGCCUGCUCGUUGCGAUUGUUAACUCGAAGAAGCCUCCAGAUGCAAGACAACAGUCCUGACCGCACAGGAUGCCGAGUUGUGGGCGGAUUUGUCGGCGUUUGUCCAGUAGGUCAAAUUCCUUUUAGUCACUUUAAGUUAGCCAAGAUGUUUUAUCUUCCAUAAUUGUAAUAACAGGGGCAAAUUACACUUAACUGUUCCCAUAAAUAAGAUUAAGUAGGCAAAUUCAAAUUGCAGACUGAGUCACUAAAGCAACCAAAACCUGUGAAUGCUAGGGAGACUCUUAUCUCCCCUUGCAGGACAUCCACACAAGAUCGUCAAACAAUCACAGUGACAGUCAUAAUCUCUACCUGGGCCGUCUUCGAUAUUCUCAGUGCCUUGUGGAUUCGAAUCAGCCGGAUUUAUUUCCUGUGAAAAUAUUCACUCUAUGAAGUGUUGUUUCCGAAUAUAACGCAACUAAUGCGUUUUGUUUAUAUUUUGUCUUGUUUGCUACCGUGAGUCCCGUAUCAUGAUUUGUAAUUCGGCAUGUGAGACUUGUAGAAAGUCGAGGUUCAGAGGUUUGAGACAAGUGGAAUCCCCUGGCCGUCACUCGCCCGGUAGAUGGAGAGCAGGCCCGCAAAUUAACGUAUGUGGAUAGGACUAAUUUAAUGGCCGUUCUCGCCUGCCAUGUUACAGUGCCGUCAUUGAACUCUGGAACUUUUCUGGGUUGUCGGUUACCGUAACUUAACUCAUCACACUCGCCUAGUACCUUCUCCGCUUGCUCAAAUUUGCGCCGCGGCUCUAUUUAACUGGUGGUGUUCGAGGAUCCUUUUUUGCUCAUUUAUCGGGGACGAUCGUGUUGAAUUUAAUUCUCUUUGACGGAGUUCUUCAACACUUUUUCGCUUAGUCAGGUACUUUUUUAUACUUUGUAGCCCACGAGUCAGACAGAAGUUCGUACGAAGGAUGGGCGCCGCCGAAUCACCCCGCGUUUCUUGGGGACGCUGGACAGGUAGAUCUGUUAGCAGCGGGAGGUGGUGGGCUCCCGUGAAUUGACAACCUGCGCUCUAACUGCCUACUUUAAAGGGCAUAGUAGUUUAUGUUAACUAACUCUUGCGCCCUCGGUCUGCUGAAAUCCAUCCAAGGCGGUGACCUAAAAUUUUGUUUCCAACAGUUUUACACUGAUGCGUAGUCCUCUUAUUUCUCAAUCAGUCUUGUUUUGGUUUCUUUUUUUUCCUUCAAUAUUUGGUGUGAAAAGGUGAAAUUUCAGAAGCUGUCACGAAAACCUUGAGCUUAGAUCUCGGAAUUCAACUCGCGUAGUAACUGUAGCCUGGCCUAUUUAAAAGACCUCAGUUACAUUGUUCAAAGUAAAGAGGGAGGUAAGUGCUGCUUUCUAAGAGACAUGUUUUUGUUUAUGGAAAAAACCGGACCCGCGUAAUUUCACGGGGAUGGGGGUUUCGGACUCCCUUUGCUAUGGACUGUGACAGUUCGACUCAUCGGACUAUUCACUUAUAGCUGCUUUCGUCGCUGGUUUAAGGGGUGGCUUCAAAUAUUCGACAGAAUUAUUAAAAUUUUCGUGAAGACACGAGACGCAAAUCUGUCGUAGUAUACUUAAGCCACAAGCUGUAAUGCCAAAUAUGCUUCUACUAUGCAGCCGCUGCCGGAAGGCUUCACUCGUUUUAUUUUUGAGAAUCAAAUUUAUCAGGUGGGUGACGCCAUAGACCAAGAUGUAUGCUUGGUAUUGUGGCGUAGAAAGACACUUUGGGUGAGACAAGCUGUAGGUGCACGCUCAGGCGCCAGCGCCCACCUUUGCCAAAGACAACGCGCAUUAAAAGCGCUUUUACCUUUCCAGUCUCGAUGAGGAACCCCAGGCCAACAGCAAUUCACAAUUCACUGCAGAAAAGAGGCGUUCCAGCCCGACGGACCUUAAAGACAACCUUAUUUGCUCCUCCAACACACAAGGCUCCACCGUCUCGUCCUCGGCGGUAGAGACAGAAAUACAUAAGGACCAACCUCGGCCACAGACCGGUCCCGAAACCGUCGCUGUCGUUCUGAAGGUAAAAUUUUGCACUCAGCUGUUUCCGGACACUUGAUUUAUUCAGCUUUUGCUAAUUGACAGAGAUACAUAUCUGACUGUUUGUCUAUCGGAACUCCCAGACUCGUCCCUGUUGUCUGACUAGGUUUUCCUUCUCCGUUUUAGCCAUUAUCACAAGAGGCCUCUGACGAUAAGUGAGUUGUUUUUCGACCAAAUUUGCCUUCAAACAGUCUGUCAGGACAAAACACAUGCACACCUAAUUUAGCGCUUUUUGGGGGUGCGUAUGUAACUGAGGUCAGAGAAUCCACCAGAAUCUCAAAAUAUGUCAGUUGACAUGUAAUUCACACGAGCAAGUUGUUUGCUUAUCACCAAACUACCGCUGGGGAGCAUCGUAAAUUUUUGACCCCUCCCCCAGAGUGUCCUGCAGUUUGUUGCGUUUCUUCACAGGGGGCAUUUACUUAUUGAUUCCUCUGACUCUUUUGACCAAGACUGACUUGUCCGUGCCAUCAAAUUCCGGAUACGAUCCCCACUAAAUUUUCGUGGUAUCGCACAGCGUUUAUGACACCGGCUUGCUGUCCCUCCCUCCCCCCAGGGUAAUACACCAAUUGUUCCACCUUUCUUUUCGCUUACGUCCUAUCAUCUACAGCAGUUUCGCUUCGACAGAAGGGGUGGAGAUAUAUAGGGGUAGAUUGAUACAACUCUGCCUCGGCCUUAUUCUGCCUUCAUUCAUCUAAUAACAUCAACGGCUUUUCAGGGCUUGUUUGUUGCGGGAAAAAAGUGCAUAGUUCUGCGCCCCAUCCUGUGUUAGUAAAUGCUCCAUCUGGUGGACGAACCUCGUCUGUGGACCAUCUGCGCUUCGUGAGUGCACACGUUUGCUUCUGCUGCCGGAUGUUGGCCGGGGUUAUUAGUGAAGACAGAACGAGCCCGAAGUAGUGCUCUGUCAAUCCACAGACAUAUGUUUUAACAGUACCUCUGCUAUCAAGUCUUGGCGGAUUUCAGCCUGACGGGUGGUUGCCCGCCCUUGACCUCUGCCACUUCCGUGGCGGAGGUUUUAUGCAUCUGUAAGCCGAUUAACCAACGUGCACCUCUUCCCAUAUAGUAUCAAAUUCUUGCCUAUCAUCGGCUAGAUAAAAUAGAUUAAACUUAAUUUGCUUAGCAAUACCGACUGUUGUACAAGCCAAAGAUGAUUUUGCUACUGAAAAAGGAAGGUCUGUGCCUGAACCUAGUAUAAUGCGCGGCCACGACUGCUGUCUCUUACCUGCUGAUUUCUUUGAGUUUGCAACCACAACGAACCUCCGAGGUCAUUCACUUAAACUACGUGUGACUGGCGCCAGGCUGGACAUUCGGAAGUUCUUCUUUUCCAAUAGAUUGAUCGAGGCUUGAAAUGCUGUGCCUGCAGAUGUCUUCAUUUCCACCUCCGUCGAGGCUUUUAAGCGCAAGUUGGACCAGUAUACCACCAAACGUCAUAAUGUCACCUGACUGACGUCGUCUUAGCAUCUCGUUCUAACAGUUUAAUGUUAUUAUAUUACUGCCUGCAUUUCAGUAACUUUUGCUUUUAUAAUCUCGUGUCCGUUGAAUGUGAGUGUUGGCAUUCAAUUCGUCUCCCUCAUAAACUGAGAUCGCACCAAUUAUCCAUAGACUGACUACUUUACAGCACAUUUAGUAAUGUUAAUCUUUUUAAACACUUGGAACAAUUCGUUUAUCUGACUGGUUUCGAAAACUCUGCCAAUCUUAAAAAACUUCUGUAGCUGUUUGAUGUUUCUAUUUUCAAAUUUUUGAUAUAAUUCGCUUCCUUGUAACAAACAGGGAGUUCAAAGGUUCAACACCUAUGUUUCCCUCAAAUAAACUGAAAAAUACUCUCCCUAGGGACCCAGUUGCACAGACGGAUACAGCACGUUCUUCCUUGUACAGGAGAACUAAUCGAGAUCUGGAUGGUCAAUUGAAACUCUUGCGGCAUUUUUUUCCAAAUUUUGUAGCCUGGUCGACUACCAAUACUUUCCCUCGAUGCUGUUUUGUUAUGUUUUGCACCAGCCAAGUCCUUAGACCAAGUAGUAGUGGCGGUGUAGUGUCGUUCCUCUUUGACUUAUCGAAAAGAAUUUAGAUGUGAUAAGUGCUUUGUGCGCAACCCAAGACCACGCCCUUUGUUUAUUUAUCAAUCAGUCGAACUUAAGUACGGAAUGUGAUCGGGUACGGCUGACCGAAGACAGCUGAUAUGCUAGGUUGCCCCCUAAAAUGAACUACGUGGUAAGUGCGCCGGGCCAACACGGGCUAGAUCGGGGUCCGGCUGGCGUUGUUAUCAGGAAUGUUAACUAUUUUGGAACUGCACUCACUGAUCGGGUUACGCGGCACGCCCCUCCCAUGGAGUUGGACAAUGUUGGCUGACAACGACCAAUAGUGCACAAACGGCCACCUCAGUAUUCCUCGUCUUUGUCGAUAUCCCUCUUUUCAUUUUUGUUAGUAUUCCGACUACUUGUGCCCAGCUCAUUUGUGUAAUCAGAGAGAGGUCGGGUUGAUACGUGCGGUUCUUCAGAUAAUGUACACCAUUUGCCGCAGUUUUCAUCCUGCAUAUUUCCUUCUAACGUGAUUGGCGCUCAACUUUUACUCAUUUUCUACAUUUAAUCAUUUCGGGUAUCAUUGACCACCGCUCAAUUUGUUUCGACCUCUUUCUCUGCGUACUUACUCAGCCCGAGCCCCUCUCAUGUCGCCCCCGUAGUGAGCAGUACGCCGAGUGCGACGAAGGCGUCCCCCGUGCGUUCUCAGAGCCCUACGACAGCGACUGGGGCCUCAGAAUCCACUUCACCGUCCUCUUCGGGUCGGAAACGAAAGCGCUCAGAAUUGGUCGCCAGUCCGACGCAGGGAGCAGGCUCCGAAAAGCCCCUGGACAAGGCGCAAAAACGAAAGCGUCGGCGUCAUCGUUUAUUCCUUCACGAUGAAGCGACUGACCGCCUUAGUGCGAAUGCGCCCUCUGCAUCUGCUGCCUCCUCCAGUGGCGGUGGAGUUAGUUCCUGUAGGAGUCAGUCUACGAAACCCGGUUGGUGUUACUCUCAGCUACUGUUUACCUUCCUCGUGAUUUAUCCUUGAUGACAAUGGGUUUCUUUACCAAUUUCUUGCAUUAAGAGAUUGCUACUUAAGUACAUUUUAUUGCCUGUUUUCCAGUUCUGCCUUUGAGACGACUCCUUAGGUGGACGUGGUGGCUGCAGAAGUUGCCUUGUUUAUUGACGGACGAAAUUAAAUUAAGUUAAAUAACUUUGGGAGAGUGAAUAGCGGGCCUAAGUAGUUGUGGCAGCCUUGUCUGUGGCUCUGUGACUGUUCGUAGUCCGAUUGGACACCCAACAAACGAUGGCGUAAUUACCGAUUUUCUCAAGAUGGACAGUAGAAUUCGUUCCUCUCUACCCGGUGGCAUUGCUGUUGACCAGCUGAUUGCAAAGUUUUCGAAACUAGUCAGAUAAACGAAUUGCUCCAAGUGUUUAAAAGCAUAAACAUUAAUAAAUGUGCUGUACAGUAGUCAGUCUAUGGAUAAUUGGUGCGAUCUCAGUUUCUGAGGGAGAGGAAUUGAAUGCCAACACUCACAUUCAACGGACACAGGAUGAUAAUACAAAGAAAACGUUACUGAAAUGCAGGCAGUAAUAUAAUAACAUUAAACUCGGCACCUUUUUUCCAUGAAAGGUAGCGCUCAGUUUCUCCUCUUGUACUGAGGCGACACUUACUCGCUAAACCUCUCAUCCUGCCUCGUCUUCACCUGCAUCCUCAAGACAUCGAGAGAGAUUUGAGUUGAUUUUGGGUGGAUAAACCAAUGUAACUCCCUUUUGAAAAUUGCCGUUAAUGACCGUUCAAGUUUCCCAUUUAGGCACUCCCGACAAGGAAACCGCUAAGGCCACGUCUCUGGCACAGCCGCUGCACGCUACGACCGGAACGAUGCAGAUGGGCCGCAUCUGCCUAGAGCAAAUGCCCACUGUGGGACGCACCCAGUUCGUCUGCAGCAAUUCCGUGGAGGGGACGGUCAUCGUCAAUGUGAUCAACACAUCAACCCCUGAGGGAAGCAAAUCACAAUCUACGAGUAUGCACAAAGUGACUGCCUCCCGAGGCGACAAACAGAUCUGGGAGCUGAGUAAUCGAGAUCGUUUCACUGCGCAUGCGCACACCGAGUAGGUUUCGUUUAUCUUAUGGCUUUAUGUUCGAACAUGCGCUAUUAGAAGGCGUUUGGAAGGCUAUGUCGAACUGUGUACAUCAUGCGGAACGUUUUUGCAGGAAUAUCCGUUUGUCGAAAUGUAUAAACUAAUCUCCCGGGAAUUUCCUAUCUCGUACUACCUCACGUAGUCCGAAUUUUCGUUCUAGUAAUACGCUACUAUCUUUCGGAUUGCAUUUGUUGGCGAUUUUAUUUAUAUGCACGGAAAAAAAGCCGAAAGUGCUAGGUUAACCCUCGUACUCGUUGAAAAUGUUGGACUUUCCCUCGAUUCUCCGUGACUUACGGCUUCCGUAGUUGUUCGGUUUCCAUCUUUGGUUAGCAAAAGUCCUCAGUUUAUUUUUUUAGCGCCUAUCUUUAAUUUCGGUUAGCAAGAUCAUGCUGUGGUAAUCAAACGCAAAAAUCUUACAUUAUUUUAACCAGAUGCCUAUAAAGUGAUUUUAUUAGCAUUCUACCGAAAAGCAGCAGCAAAUUGCUAUCCUCUUGCUGAGUAACUACAAGCCAAUUGGGUUUUUAUGCUUUACUUCAAUAGUUCGGAAAGAUGUCUCUAGGGAUGUUUACAGUUUGCAUUUUGCCAUGGGUGCCUUUAACGUUUUCUGACACGUAUGUCAAUCUUAUCCUUUAAAGCACCACAAUGAGUAAACAGGAUUGGCUCAGCAAGGGAGAUUUCGUCCUAGUUGAAUUUAAACUUUGUCAAAACGAGUAUUCGUCGCGUGCAUGCGUGUUUAUAUCUACUCUUUGGUUUUUUAUGAAAACCCAACACUCACAUUAUUAUUCUCCUGAUAUGUUUCAACUCUUGCGUCGUCUUCUUAUAGAGACUUCUGUCCAUACAUAUGAUAGUUAAUGUGUUUCUUAAUAUCUUAUCCCUGACGACGGCAUUAUCAGGUCAGAAGACGCCAGUUUUGUCCCCAAAUAGUCAACUCGGGAAACUGAAAAGUACAGAAUUUGCCCGUUUCUGUACUGCGCGAUCUAAGAUAGUCAUGUAUGCUAUCGAUUAUCAAAACAGCGAACUAAACGCCGUUCAAUAAAAGAAAACUUGACAAUCACUUAUCAUCAUCACAUUUUUCAUAGAUGUUUUGGCAGAUUUUGAAUAAUCCAUAUUGACCCAGCCGUGAAAACUCGGUGCGCCUCGGUGGGAUUCGAACCCACGGCACCAAGUUGAAGGCUUUAGUACAGCCAACGCUCUGCCAAAACAUCUAUGAAUUACGUGAGCCUGGUUGUCGUCUGAUGGAUUCUAGGUGAAUUACUUAGGAAAUCCUGCUUGGUCAGUCAACUUACUGUAUCUGAUUUGGUGGAUUCCAGGCGUUGCAGUAGGUUGGACGGGUAACUUGACCCUUCUGUUAUUAAACUCGCGUCGUCCGGCGGGGCCUCGUAGUUCAAGUGGUUAGAGCGUUGGCUGUACUUAAGCCUUCCCCUUACUGCGUGGGUUCGAAUCCCACCGAGGCGCCGAGUUUUUCACAGUUGGGUCAAUAUGAAUCACAUCUUUGUCAUGGUUAUGUCUUAUUUGCAUACAGCGUAGCAAGUGAACUCCUAUACCGUGGUCAUUCCAUCUCAGCUAAUCAUUUGCUUCUCCAGACUCUACAAUUGGAUUUACUGACCAAUUGAAUACUUAGUUAGCUGUCCAUCCCAGACUUCGUGUAGUCUACACGACGAGAAGCGGGGAGUCAAUUAUAACGAGUAGUUAUGUACAAUAUGGGACUGCCUCUGUGGAGGUUUAGUGCUUUUAUUUGUAUACCCCGUAACGGGAGACGAAAACUUCCUCUUCAUUCGCACGUUUCGGCUGCUUGGGUGAUCGAGUCUGGGAUUUGAAUCAGUGCAGUUUUCUGUCGAAACGGAAGUGUGUCGAUCGGCACUUCUCCCUUCGUCGAAACCUUGAAUGCUGCCACACCUGCCACCAGCCAACUUCUGCCCGUUCCGUGACUUUUGCUUCUGCAUUCAACUCUAUCUAUGGGGGAUCCCUUGCGAUUGACCAUGCUAACUGAUGGCAGGUCACUGAAGUUACUCUGGCUAACUGAAGCCCGCUAUCUAACCAAGAACUAGGAUCCGAGGAGAUUGCUUUUGCUGUCACUGCCGACAUCCGUCAGGGUCGUGUUCUUACACCAGCUUUACCCAGCUUGGCUACGCAGUGCACGUUUGCAGGCCACUGCUGUAUUACGAUAGGUUGCGCUCCAUACUUUACGGAUUUGAAAUAAACUGAUACGUUGCGGUGCCGGCAAACCCUCGUACAGAAGUGUGAUGUGCAAUGUCCUGGAUAGGUGCGAAGGCACCCGAUGACGGCAUCGGGCCUUGUGGUCGGAGAUAUCUGUCCGAUCACGGUGGACGGUAGGGCUCUUGGACUGGUAGACAGUUUUCCCUGUCCCGAGUAGAGUUUUCUGUCGAACGAAGAAAGCAAUUGUGAAAUUGACCAUCCAAUUAGCCAGGCGUGCUUAUCUUCCGUCCGUGAUCGUCGAGACCUCUGGAAUCGGCAUGAAACUAGUGUGAAGAAGAACUUGCGACUAAACGAGGCCUCCGUCGAGACAGUGGGUUGUUGUGAAACUGAGAAUAUGUUCUGUGCGCUCUGAAGAUAUCACUCGCGUGGAAGAAUCCGAUCGGUAUUGUCUGCGCUCUCCCCUAUCGCGUCACCGACGUACGACUGUACAGUCACUCACGAACGGGAUCGAUCAGAUUCGCCUGUUUUGCAUGUCGACUGAGCUAAUUUGACUCUGUGGUGCGUCGAACCAGAGGCGAAAUCGUCCGAGAUGUGUCACCUUGCUGAAACUUCGCCUUGGCUGACAACGGAAGCGAACCGAAUAACUAAAGAUGUGGGUGGAUGUGGUGGCCGCCGUCCCAUGCGCAUUUCCGAUUUCUCGACUUUCGGUGUGAGGGACUAGCCUGUUAGUUGGCCUAACUUUGCUCAAGCGUCUGCUUCCUACUGACUGCACUGGAUGCGAUUACUCCUGAUGCGGUGAAUCUGCGGGCGUGAAUUCGACUGAAUCAAUUACGAUCGUCGGCGAGGAUAGUUCAUUUACGCGAGCUUUCGGACCGUUUUUCGGAUCCGUCUUCAGAUAGGAAAGAAUCAAGAGAAGUAACGGCUAUACUUGUGAAUUAGUCAGCCAUCGUUGUCUUGUAUCAUUUUGAAUAGUUGAAUGGAUCUUUAGACAGUCACCAACCAUACGGUUGGGUUGUGAUUUUUAAUUUGACUACGCAUUGCUUGGCAUGCGUGUUCGAACUCGAUGCAACUUUUCAGCGACACCCGACCUGAAUCCGACAUAGGGAUAACCUUGCUUGCGGUUUUGCUAGCAGCCCAUCUGACUACCGACCUGACAGCAACGCCGAAGGUUAUUUUUCUCCGCACAGUGGGGAUAGUGGGUCUUCCCGCCAGAACUAUUCUUCAGUCUUUCAUGUAGUUUGGUCUCUAUGGUUGCGGGGUUGGUCAGCAAUAGGAGUGCAGUAGAAAACGCUCGAUUGUCCUCGUGUAUUCAAUCGGUCCUUUGGUGCACAUGACUUGGCUACGCACUGGGUCAGUUGUCAGUGUGUGGCGACGAUGUUUCGGCCUCGAACAGUACGUUCUGUGGCCUUAGAGGCUGUCAUACUGCAGAGCAAUACAUGCCACAUUCAGGACCCUGUUUCAUCGCUGUCAUCCGUUGCUUGCACUCGACGAUGCCGUAGGUAUCUACUUAUGAACGCACUGAAACAGCUGUUUCUCUUACUCAACCGCUCUGAUAGCUCAUCUUGUUGAUCGUUCGUGCAGUUUGUUCACACGCCUUAGUGUUCUUUCUUGCGUAGCCUGCAUACAACCUUUCUUGUGUUGUAUUGGGUUCUUUCUGCAGAGGAUGUGGAUAUGUGUAGUGUUUUUGCCAGAUUCUUGUCUAGUCAUCUUAUGUCGGAGUGGGAAUUUGCACUCUGACUCAUCUGCUAUUGUUAAUUUGAUUUUGGCAAAUAUAGCCAUGUAGUCAGCAUCAGGCAGCAUAUUUGGAGUGAGUUAGAAAAGCCCUUCAAGCAUGUGUGGGUGGAAAGUAGUUAUGUUGUAAAAAAUUGUACAUGUAGUUUCAGUGUGCAGAAUGCACAAAAAUAAGGGUGAAACAGAAAUGUGAUGUGGCGUUUGCGAAAUUUUCAUCUCGGUGAAGAUUAAUGUACAGAAAAGGAUCUGUUGAAUCGUGUUAAUGGUAUGUUUUUAGUCAUUUUAGUAAUCCACCAGGUGGGGUUUGGGGAGCUCGGGUUGCCUUUUAACAGGUGUUUAUACAUCUAUCUCUUGUACACACUCACGGUAGGCGAAUUUACAACAUACGUCGACAAAGAAUUCUGUUGGCGAAUGACUCUGCGAGAGUAAGGAGGAACUUUGAUUGGUGUGACACAGUUCCUUUUUAAACUGGUAAUCCUGCCGUCCGAGAAUAGCCUUUGUCGUCGUUUGAAAAAGGAGCUUCCUAGUCGACAUCCUGAUCGAAUCCUCUUAGCAACUGAAACGUUGCUAUGAGGUCACCUCUGUCCUACCUGCAGUAGAGGGGAUAUAUAUUCAAGGUCGUCAGGCGCUGCUCGUACGUAAAAUUUCUGAGUUCAUGAACAGACCUUGUAGCACGUCGCUGUACACCUUUAAGAAUGUACAUAUCCUUCCGAAGCCACGGCCCCCAAGCCUGUACCACAUAUUCAAGAUGCGGCCGCUGAAAUGCUUGGCACGCGUAUCUUCGUGAAUACAAUGUUAUCGUCGGCACGCAUGCCGCAGUGUACAACUGUAAAUGGGCGAUUGACUCAACUGCCGAUGUUAGCUUUUUUACUCUCGAUCUUUCCCUCCCCCCUACACACAAUCUUGGUAUAAAAUUCACAGGGGUUAUGUUUUGUAGUGGAAACUCUUUCCUCGCGCUUUCCGUUUUUGCGAAACUGCUUGGCGUCUUUGGGCAGGCAUGCUGUAUUGUGUUGUUUUGCAGACUUGUUCUCGUUCUGGUCCUUGGUUACUCCAUUUCGAUGGGACUGACCGAAUCCCAGUUGUGAUCGACAGAAAAACCAGUUCGUUGUUAUUCUGUAGUCAGCCGAUUCUGGUUGACAUCUUGCCGCGCGGGUUAAUUUUCAACCUAUCUUCGCAUAUUGGGCUUUCUCUGUCCACGAUUGCUAUGGCUACGUUGCCACUACACGUUCAAUCGGGUCACUUGGUUCAAUUCCUUCAGGACGCUAAUUACCCAGUUUUGUCGUUUAGAGGCUGAUACUUGUUUGAUAUGGCAGUGUUCUAUGCUGAUGAUGUUUCGUUAUUGCUGGAUUCAACCCUAGGUUGCACACUCCACCGUCUCAGCACCAACCUUGGUUUUUAGGGUCGUGUGGACCGUCUUGCGGCAUUACGGAACAUCGAUGUUUGCUCUGUUCUUGCACAUCUCUAAGGUUAUAUAUGUCUGGCAAGAUUGCUACCCCGCUCUGUAAGCUACUCCGUGUCUUUUCGUACGCAGAGUGCACGGCGUACUCGCCUAUUUCCGAAGCUCCCCAGACUUUACUGACCCGUUCAUCGUCUUGCUCACCUUUUGCCUGUUUCCUGCGUCAUUCAUAGCUGUAAGUGAUGUAAAUUAUCGACUAAUGACCUACGAAAGGUAGUCUAUGUGUUGCGCUGCCGGUAAUACUUCGUUUCUGAUGUUCCUUUUCGUGUCUCACCAGAUAACUGACACUGAGGAGCUACGCAAACAGGUGGACACGUUUCUGAAUCCCUCCUUAUUAAGGCUUUAGAUCGAGCAUGUGGACCCACCUAGUCUUUACUUCUAUGAAAUGCUUUCUGUCACUUGGGUGACGUAACUUUACCUCCUUCUCUGUAGCUCAUUCUCCGUCGAGCCUACCUUGGCUGUUACCAUUAGGAUUGGUAUUCGGCUUAAAGUUAGGGCUAGACUUUAAGGUUAGGAUUAGACUUGGGGGUUAAGAUUAGUCUUUUGACAUCGGUCUGGAGCUAGGGGUUAGGCCAUUAACGUUGUCAAGUUCAAUCAUAUCUUCAGUUGCGGCCAUCACGGCAGCGGGGUUUAACGGUAUAUUUUUCACAGUUCCCCCUGCAGUGCAAUUAGUCAUCCCGGGUCGGUAUCAGUUUGCCCGGAAUUUCUAACCAGAGUCGUCGGUACUCAUUUUUCCUCCCGGUUGGCAGCCUUUAAUUUCUUGGAUUUCAAAGUGUGCGCUGGCGUUCUUCGGCAUUUUGGUGUAUUUAAACAGGCCAGUGGCGCGAAUGUAGGUUCCUCCCCCUUGCUUCCCGAAAACGGUUAUCGACCAGCUUUGUCUAUCCACUCAUAAGAUCCCUGUUACCUCCGCAACCUUAUUACGGGAGUCCUCCAGUUUUUCAUUGCGGCAACAUAUCCGAUCGUUACCGAGGUGUUUCUUUGGUUACAUGUUUUCCUUCUAUACCUUCUUCAGUAAUUUCCUUUUUUGGUUUUAUGUAUCCGUUUCACAGGACCCUUAUAGCACUGGGUGAUUGUCGUGGUCGUUUGCGACUACUCCAAUGUGGUGGCGCUGCUAUCUGUCCACCCAUCAUCCUGGAAUCGGGUUUGCUUCAGCUAGCUGCCUACGAUCCGUGGAAAAAGUCUACAAAACCGAAUGGCGAAGCUUUCAAGCCCGCGCCCGGCGUCCGGCCUGCUUUUUCCUCCUACCUCUACCCCUUAGGCGAAGGCAGUAGUGGCAAUCAGGCCUCCGUCGAUACCCCCACCGCCGCCGCCUCAUCAUGCCAGCCUCAGCAGCAGUUGGCGGACCUCGAUGAAGUGCGUCUGGCCGCCAUUACUGCCUCUGGUUGCCUCCGAGUCUGGUCCCUUUUUGCCGGCUGUGAUCGAACCCCGCUGCUUAGCGGUCGCCUUUCGGCUGCCCUACCCCGGCUGUUGGUUGAAUCUACCGUGGCUGGCAUCGUUCAACGUAUGUCUUGUCUGACCAGGCUUUUUCAUUUUGGUUCUUGGACAUUUCACUGAUUUUCCACGCGAAGAGGAUGGAUUGUGGUAUUUAGGAUCAUAGGUCCCCUGUAGAAAAUUCAGCAGCCCACCCCCAGGAAAUAGUUUGUUCUGGUUACGGCUCACUCCCCGCUGUGAUUUUUGCACAGAUGAGCGUGUGGAUCACGUUUUGUGUCGUUCUCUGUGUAUUUGGUGGUCCGUUCGCGGGACGUACCAAUGGGUGUUUGAAUUCUCUCCUCGUAAUUACAGACCGCAACUGUCCUUCUCUUCGAACGCAACCCGCUCUUGUAGUAUGGUAUUUGGGAGUUACAUUUUCACCCCUUAACUCCUAUCGCUGUUCGCUUUGUUUAAAGGCAUUUGAGUAAACGAAAAACGGCUCCGCUUUUAACGCGUGUUAGUCGGAUCGUAAGGAAGGCACACAGCAGACCGUUUCAACUCCAUCCCGCACUCACCGUGUUCGGUUUGCAAAGCCAACUCCUGAUUUCUGAAGAUACGACUGUGUGCAGUGGUUGAGCAUAGGAGUUCCUCCUCUCUCAAUCCUCUACUGGCCGAACUUCACCUGAGUAUCCCGUCAAUUUCCUCGUUUUUGUUACAGCCUUUGUACUGAACUUGCUUAUCUCUGUUUGUUUCUCAAACUACAUUUGCCUUUCCACCUAGCUGGCGAUGGCGGUGUGUGCUCUUCCCUGGAAUUCACCGACAAAGGCCACCUUGUCGUUCGCCUAGUCUGUGGAUCGUGCUACCUCUUCAACACCGAGCUCCGUGUCUGGUAAGCAUCUGAGCUGGCACUGGAUGGCUUUACUUUUUUAAAAAUGUUCCUCCUUCUUCGAUGAAAGGGUUUAUAACCCGUCUGGUAGAGGCAGGUUGUGAGCCACCUGUGCCGUGUGGGUGCCCGUGUUUGUGUUUCCGCUCCCAGCAAGUGGUCAGGAUUAUAAUUGGCUGAAUGAGGGCAAAGUCAUCCCCACACAGUUCUGUAUCAGCGUACUUCCAUUCUCUGUCGUCUCUCCUCAGCUGUAGGACUGUCUACGGGGCUCUAGAUCGUGACCUAGAACAAAACGGACGAGUAUGCCCUAUAACACGAUCGGUGAGCGCUUUUUGCCAUAGUUGAUAUAUCGAUCGCAACCGGCAGGACAGCGAGCUCAUGGCUCAGUGGUUAGAGCUUCGUGACCUCAGCCAGAAAUGCAGUGAUUGGUGACCCUUCCAGCUGUUGAUAGUGUUCCCAUAGGUAGAUCUAGGAGUUCAAUCAAAGUAGAUACAGGAACAUCAUGCGAACAUAUCCUUCCUUAUACCACACUUUUUUGAAACCGAAGGAUGCUCUUUCUUCAUGUAUAAAAUUUGAAGAAGACGUACUUUCCUACCAAAUGAGUGAAGGAAAGAAUAUUUUCGCGUAUGUUUUCAUAAACUAUAUUUGGAUUUUUAAGGGCAUCGAAAAUCAACGGGGAAAAAUUCAUACUGCUUAAGUAGUCACUUUUUAUAGAACGUAUUUUACAAAGGUGGUCGAUAAGGAGUCGUUCGGAAGCCAGCACCGUGACCUGACUGGAAUAUCUUGGUAUUAUGCCACACGUUAAUUAAUAUUACAACCCCGCCUAAGUAAUAUUUUGGAAUUAAAACCGCAUUUCAGAAUUUCGAUGAACGUUUCAUGAGAUGGCAACAUCUACGGCGCUCCGUCCCACAGUACACAAGAGGAUUCGUUCUCGUUCAACUUUUUCUUCCAAACUUAAUAUAAAACAGUCCCAUGGCGAAGUGUCGCAAAUGAAGCCGCUGGUCCUUUUUGGCUUACAGGUUAAUUGUCCUGAAAAUUUGAACUACUAGGAUGAACUCUGGUUGUAGAAGGGUGUACGAAGAAGCAUCCCGUCGGAUUCUCCUCGGAUUCCUUUGACUUUCUCACUGUAGCGUAUUUUGCGCCUUACAGUUUGAGCACUCGCUGCCUGCUGACACGGUUGUGAUUUGACUGGCAAAAUAGUAGAAAGUACAAAAAUAAUCUUUCACAGACCAGGGGUGCACAGGAUCUUUGUGACCCUUAUAAUGGUUGAGAUAGGCGCCUUAUACCCCAACGACCUCUGUAUUUACCUACACGUUUCUAAGUCGGAUUAUAAUCAUUGUGUCCCCAUCCCUAACCAUUGCCGCGCUUUUUUAUACCUCCAAGGGGUCGACUACGCUGCCUAGCCUCUUUUACUGUCCACGUUGGUUUCGAUCGCCUUUUCUUACCCUGGUGCUUAAUUGAAUUACGCAUUUUUUCUAACUUUUCUGUCCGGCUUAUUUGUUAGCAGUUAGUCGGUACAUCAUCGGUUUUUUUAAAUUUAUCCUCAUUAAUUUCUGAGGCUCACUGACCAUAAGACUUUCAAGCCUACCCGCAUGACACCAUUUUUUACCCAUAACAGGGUAGAACUUUUGGAUGCUCUGGAUCCGGUGAAAUGCCAUGCUGCCAUCUCCAUGCAGCGUUCUUGUCCUUCCGGCCCCCUCUGCAACCUUCAACAUAUUUCUAAACUAACUCCGCCAAAAACCGCUGGCCUGCCCCUAGAGUGAGUUUCGACUUUUUCUGAAUGUGAAUAUUGAAUCUUACUUGCCGCCCAUGCCGUUGAAUUUGUCGAACAGUAAGGAUCGUCGCAGAACCCGGCGCGAAGCCUUCCCUGCUAAUCUUUAGUGGGCUGUCCAAAGUAUCUUGCCUUUUGCGACCGUUUAGUGAGUUGCGUCCAAGACGUCUGCAUGGUCAUAGAAACAUCAUGCAUAAGACCCUGCCCAGACCUUGUAAUCCGCACGUAUCGUCUCUGGCAUUGGUCUAUCGCGCACACGACUGCGUAUGAACUGCCCGCUUUUGUUGCUUUUAUGGUCACGCCCCGGCUCGUACAUAAGACCAUGUUCAUCCAUCGCAAGCGACGAGGAUUAGAGACGUCCAGUACUUUUCUACACGUAAGUUUGUGCAAGGUAAAGCAUGCUUGUGCAGUAUCCAUCUCCAGUCACGGAACCGUCUUUGGCGAUCGGAGGUAUUCGCUGAUGCAAUGACUGACGAAACUGAAGGCACAUCCACGCGCGUCUCACACAUGGUCUUCCAUAACCCCAAACAAACCUUGUUCAAAGAGAGAGAGAGAGAGAGAGAGAGAGAGAAAGCGAGAGAGAGACGGUAUUAGGUUUUGCACCAAAGAGAGAGCCACCAACCCUACAUUAAGAAGGGGCAUUACGGCCACUCCCUCCGUCUUAAGCAGGACAGAGUCGCGGGGUCAGUUGGCAACUUCCUAAGCCACGAUCGUUUGCGCAUUGUAAUAAUUUAGGGAGUCGUAUCCUUAUUGGUCGUAAUUUUGCACCAAGUUCGAGAUCCAAACUGAAGCGGUCGUACUCACUUUUGUCAAUAGUAAGUCUUCUUCAAUGCGAUUAGAGAUGAAAUUGAGCGCAGUAUUUGACCGAAGGUCGGAACCUUUGGUUGCUUACUUUCUUCGUCCUCUGACGUCGCCAUGCUCUUGAAGAAAUACUUUCUAACUGAGACAAUUCUUUUCUCAUAGAAAUGUUAAUAGUCACCUUAAUUCAUCUUCACUUACUCUGUGUGCUGCACCGUACCGUAAAUCUAUGAAGUCAGGAGUGCCUACCGUGCCGUUUUAGUGCAUCCGAACUUUCGUGGUAACCGCCGUCCGACAGGAACCUAUGUUAUGAUCCAUGAAGAGCUCAACUGGUUACCAGUAAGGGUGACUUUUUCUCGCAUGAGGACGCAUCCACGUUUGGGAAGGGAUCUCGCACCUUCCUAACAAGUUCUUCCUUCAACUCCUCAGCUACCUAAUGGUCUCUUCUGUCGGGAUAUCCAGUGUGGUCGCGACUAAUUUAGCAUUGUAGUGCGAUUAUAGGAGAUCACUCCCUUUCAAAAAUGAGCACAGAAGAAAUCUUUUCGUACUUUUCUCAACUGACCAGUAGGCUGGAGCCCCAAGAAGACUGGACGAGAAUUUUCACUUGACUGUUUGCUUUCCAGUCCGUCUACGGGUGGCAGUUGGUGGUACAACGCCACGCAAAGGCCAGCCACGAUGCAAGCAAACUUUUGUGUCUGGAGAAAAGGCUAUUGUGGAUCACCAGUGAUUGAGCUACCAGAACGGUGAAAGCUAAAUCCUCGGACUUCAGCUGCUGCAUAGAUUGCCACGGAGUCGGACAACGGGACCUGAGCCGCCAUCAAAUAAAUUUUUUUGCUGUCGCCACAAGGAUUGUCUUGAUGACUAUAUAACUCAACUUGUAACAAGCCUCUGGAUCUCUUUUAUUGCAGCGCUUUCCCGCCUAUGUCAUGGCUCUUGUUAGAGGGUCGGGACAUGAACUUAGCAAACACGCCUGUCUGGAAGAUACUGACAAUCGUGCAUUCCUUACCGGAAUCUGAUGGCUCUUGACGUGUACGCCGCCUGCCUCCCCAAGGUACCCAGCUCCAAGGAGAUUGACGAUCCGACCAAGAUUGUGUGGGACUCUAGUAAAUGCCAUGUGAAAUGUAACCCGCGCGCUUUCAAGGCGUCCAUUGUCAGGAACUAUUUCAUCAGUGGUACUUAUAUUUCGUCGUCAAAGUGAGUUGCUCUAUUCGCGUCGAUUAGGAACUCAACUCGUCAACUGCGUCUUCUUUACACAACAGUAGAGAUGGCUGGGUCAUUUGCUACCCGUACAUGAAAUUAAAGUGUUCCUGGGUGCCGAAUUCACUCUGGCGUCGAUGGCUUCGGGGUAGCUGACCCAAGUCAGGCGUGAGCGAGCUGUAGACAUCGGGCACACCUAUACGGUCUACGACCUGUGUGGCUGGUAUGCCAACACCGCACAGAAAUCUGCCGCUAACCGAUUAUAACGAAAAACCCUCUCUUGGGACUUACUGGACAUGCACCUCCGCCGAAUGGAUCAGUCACUAUGAGUGCCAUCACAAGAAAUUGUGUCACUGAUUCGGUUACGCGUUCUUGCCCAGAAAUUUUGUUUGCUUACUCAACUUGAACGCCACAAACCCUCGGCUUCGACUUCUCUAAGUCGAUCUGUAUGUUUUUUUUUUAUUUUCAUGCAUCAUCAGCCAUGACCCCUUUGUUAUUUUGCAGUUUGACGGAUACCGUUUGCUGUUGACUAUUGUCUCCUGUUUUCCUUUAGUAGAAUUGGCCAACUCUCCAGUGCCCAGCGUCAAAGCCUUAGCGAGUUCCUCGAGUGCCAGAUGCAGGGUGCAGAACUGGUCGGCUCCUCGGCAGAAUUCAAAUUUUGGUUAUUGCGGUGGUUCCGCCAUCUUGUGGAGGAUGGUGCGUUUGCCCUGACGCUUUUCAUGCACUGUUAUUGCACUUACUUCGAUGCAGUGUGUCUGGUUCAAAACUGUUCGUUUUUAGUCGAUAAUGGUGUUUGCCUGAGUCGUGAUGCCAAGGUGGACUUAGUGAAACCUUGUCUGACUUUAUGGGAUCUGAUUGCAUCUCUCGUUCUCAAAAAUACUCAACAUACUUCGCUGAAUUGGUUUUGUCUGAGUUACCCAGUUAUUGGAGGCGUCAUUCUUCUAAGGCACUUAAACCUCCAGACACCCUGA